Molecule: messenger RNA, 314 nt
Organism: Aethina tumida (small hive beetle)
Lineage: Eukaryota; Metazoa; Arthropoda; Insecta; Coleoptera; Nitidulidae
Exons: 2
Coding region: 123-314 (63 amino acids)
Source: RefSeq, a predicted model, not a curated record
CAUCUUUACACCUCGACGUAAUUAAAUUGAAAAAUCGAUAAAGAUUCCUGUUUUAUCUUGCAUGAGUAACCUAAAAUCGCGUGGUGGAAAUAUUUUGUUUUUUCCGUUCCCUUAGUAAAAGCAUGCUAUUUAGCAAACACGGGAAAAUAGCGAUUGGUUGGGCACUGUGCACGGUCGGCGGAAUAUCUUUAUUUUACUUGUCGAAAAAGAGUAUUGACCAAAGGCGAUAUGAGAGUAUGAAAGUUCGUGAACGCAUGAGACAAUCAAACCUUGGUGAAUACGAAGCUAGCUACAGAAAAUUCUCCAGCAACUGA